This is a messenger RNA of Acaulospora morrowiae, 1524 nucleotides long. The record is from the annotation of a GenBank genome assembly. Lineage: Eukaryota; Fungi; Glomeromycota; Glomeromycetes; Diversisporales; Acaulosporaceae.
AUGCCAGAGAUUUACGACACAGUCAAAUCAUUUAAACAACUAUCUAGUGAUUUUCUCAAAAUCCUUGAUCAGGAAGAAACCUUUGAUGUUAUAAUUCACGUGGGCGAUGAAGCUACUAGCGAAUCAUUUAAAGCCCAUUCGAUUAUUCUAAGAACACGUUCGGAAUAUUUUCGUGCUGCCUUGUCAGCUGCAUGGGGUAAGAAAAAAGUUGAUGGAUAUUUUGUUAUUGAUCUACGAGGCAUGGGUAUACCGCACACGAUAUUUGAGCAUGUACUUUUUAAUUUAAUCUUUUGUUGGAGAAUGCGAUUUUACAGUUUUCCUUCUUCGAGUAUUAACAUAAUCUACUUAUCUUUUCAAAGUUAUAUAUAUGGGGCUUAUUUGAAAGUGGAAAAACUCGGAGUAAGUGAAAAAUUACAACUUUUGGUGGCAGCAGACAUAUUAAUGAUGGAUUCUUUUGUGGAUUACCUGGAGUCAGAAUUGAUUAGGGAUGAAAAAUCUUGGAUUAAUGAGAAAAACAGUGAGGUGUUAUUCAUAGCUUUACAAAUAUCUCGUUGCAAAGAAUUGGUAUCUUUAUGUAAUGACGUUGUACUACGGCAUCCGAAAGUUUUUGUCAGCUCCAAAGAAUUUUUAUUCAUGCCACACGAUUAUAUUAUCGGCUUAUUGGAGCGAGAUAUAUUGGGAUUGGAUGAAGUCGAUGUUUUUGCCGCUGUGAUCAUGUGGGGCAUAAACAAUACACCGGGAAUCUCAUUGACUGAUGAUUUUUCGACGUGGACGACCGAUAACAUCACAACAUUGCAGUCAAAUGUAAUUCAACUAAUUUCGUUGAUAAGAUUUUUCCAUAUGCCACCAGAAGAUUUCAAAAAAAAGGUCGGACCAUUGACAAGAGUAUUUGCACCAGAGCUAUAUGAUCAAGUUAUUGAAUACCAUUCCAAAGCCCAGUUCCAAUUCAUCUAUGAUAUACUACCCCUGCGAUUCAACUCAACAAUAAUCAAGGAAAAGGAGGAGCCAGCGUUGAUUUCUUAUUGGAUAAGUCACCCAGAGACUGAAUGUGAUCUUCCAGAACAUCCACCAUUUACAUCUUUUGACAAAAUACCUUAUGAUUUUCAUUUGAUUUUUCGUUGUCAUGGCAGCGAAUUGGCGGAAGCUAAAUGGAGGGAUUUGUGCUAUAACCAAGGCCCAACGAUGACAAUAAUUAGAACGAAAAAUCAAAACGAAGAUGAAGCGGUGUUUGGAGGGUACAAAUCAAUAAGUUGGUCGACUGAAAACCGAAACACUCACAUCGGUGGUGACGGAUUUAUAUUUGGGUACUUAUGGCAACAACGAAAGCUACUUCUGCCUUGGAUGCUCCGAGUGAACAAUCAUCUUGAUGCUGAUAUGUUUCUAGGAGAUGGUGUUGAAGCAUUUAUUGACUUUCGUCAUGGCGAAAAAUUGUUAGCUCACGCCAAUGGAUUUGAAGAUCUGGAGGAAACCAUAGAAGAAUUGGAAGUUUUUCGGGUAGUAAAAAAGGCAACAGAUGAUGGGUGA